AUGGCCACCACCAUUGCCAUGGCCCACCACCACAAUUGCCAUGGCCCACCACCACAAUUGCCAUGGCCCACCACUACCAUUGCCAUGGCCCACCACCACAAUUGCCAUGGCCCACCACCACAAUUGCCAUGGCCCACCACUACCAUUGCCAUGGCCCACCACCACAAUUGCCAUGGCCCACCACCACAAUUGCCAUGGCCCACCACCACAAUUGCCAUGGCCCACCACCACAAUUGCCAUGGCCCACCACCACAAUUGCCAUGGCCCACCACCACAAUUGCCACGGCCCACCACCACAAUUGCCAUGGCCCACCAUUGCCACGGCCCACCACCACAAUUGCCAUGGCCCACCAUUGCCAUGGCCCACCACCACAAUUGCCACGGCCCACCACCACAAUUGCCAUGGCCCACCACCACAAUUGCCAUGGCCCACCAUUGCCAUGGCCCACCACCACAAUUGCCAUGGCCCACCACCACAAUUGCCAUGGCCCACCACCACAAUUGCCAUGGCCCACCACUACCAAUGCGAGCGACACAGUGUUCGCUGUGAGCCGGGCCAUCACUACCGUGCUAAGGUACUCCACCAACACAACUUUCAUCAGAGCCACUCUCGCUCGUCUCAAGGUUAAUACGCCAGAGGAGGCGGAGAAGCGGCUGAGCCGGCACCUGUGGGCGAUGUUACACAGGCACCAAGGCGCCGACAUCCCCCCGGAGGUGGCUGAAGAGAUCUCUACACUACCUCUCCAGGAGCACACUAACCACAGUCGAAUUACCACUGAACUUGACGACUCUCCAGACAAUACCACUACAAGAGAAUUCGCUAUGUUUAAUGAGGGAAAUUAUAACGAUGCGUUAAUCUUUCCUCAUGAAGUUGAGAACCUGAGCCUAGACCUGAUGGAUGAUGGGACUCUUGGGGCAACGUUCGAAGGACUUCACCAAGAGGUCCCUCCUGGAGACAGCACAUCGUUACUUGUAAACAAUUCUUCCUCUCGAACACAGCCUAGUGAUUCUGGGAUUCAGCGAGAAGAAAUCAUCCCCCACUGGCUGCAAGUUGACUCGGAGACGACUCGUGAGCAGAGAGUAAACAAUGAGAUAAUAUCCCAAUACAAUAACGAGCUAAACAUUUACCAAGAUGACAGGAGGCAAGAAUCUAGUUAUGAAGAUCGUGAUUUCUACGAGGAUACCGGUGAUAAAUUUCUACUUUCAAGCAUUCGUGACUCAACUUUCUUUGAUUCCCCAAUUUCACCUGGACUGGGAUGUCUUGAAGAAAGUCAAUUCUUUGAGGACGCUCUCCAUGAUGCAGAUGUUCAUGAUUCCGGCGGUAGUGGUAAGAAAAUACAAGAUGACCGUUCGAGCUCAUCUAGAAAUAUAAUUGAACAAGCACUUUCCUUGCUCUCGUGUACUUUAGAUCGCGAAGAACCACGUGUAUCUCAAAGUGACUUGAUCGAAGCAGCCAUUUCUGGACUAUCAGAGAAUCUGAACGAAAGCGUAUCUCAGUCAACUCAUAUUUUGCAACAUCAACCACACGUCAAGUCUCAAACAUCCACGCCACCAUCGCAGAACUCUUCCCAGAAAUCUCGUCUUUCGCGAACCACACCUGUCUCUCAAGAUGUUUCUAAUGCAAUUAAUCCUUCUCAGUUAACAACAUCGUUCCAUAUUACCGAUGAGUUUAUUCCACCCGGAGACAAGAUAGUGAGUUUAGGAUCACCGCAAGACAAUCAAAAUCGUGACAAGAUUCAGGACUCCACUUCUGCUUUACACGAAAGUAUUGGAUCGUGCCUUGUUAGCAACGAACUCGUUAAUUGCGUUACAGAAAGAGGUUUGGAUCACACCGUCCAAACAGGGCAAGUGGAAGCCACCAGUGACGGAGAUAACGAAUCGGUAGUUGUUGUCUCCGAGAAUCUAGAGGAAUCAUCCAUAAUUCUCAGUGGAGAGUCUGAAUGCUUUGACAUAUCUGAUAUUUCUGAUACUGACAGUGCUUCACUGGGAAAAGAUUUACUAUCAAGCAAGACUGAUCAAGCAAAAAUGACUUCACCUGCAUCAAGAAAUGUUCCUGAAGCUGGAGCCACUUCUGAGUUUGGUGAAAAUGACGGUCAAGUUCAGGAAAUCCAAUAUAUAAAAGUUGUGUCUGCGGGUGAAAGAAAUGCCCCACAAAGUGUGUUUCUAUAUAAGAGUUCACCAGCAGUUAAAUGUAAUACAAUGACUGCCAUAUGCAACCAGAAUCUUUCUUUGCAAAAUAAUGUUGUUUCUCAGUCAUAUCGUGAAGAACAGGUAUUAUGCGACAGAAAAUUACCAUCGAAUGCGUCUUCUAAGAUUCCGGGAACAUUAGUAAAUUCUCCAUCUCAUCAGUUUUUUCCGCAAUUACCACCAGUUAAUGAGCCACGUCCUCAUGAUAAGAUGGCGUCACCAAAUGAAAGAUGCACACAGGAUUCUCCUUCUAUAAGGGUCUCCAUAUCUACACUAUCUUCAGCUGCAAAUAACGUCCUUUGUUCACCACCUUCUUCCCCGCCUCCACCUAAAAGGUUGUUGUUGCUCCAGAGCCUUGAUAUAGCGACCCAAGCACCGACCUGUACACACACACAGGAUUCAGCGAACGAGCAAGAAACUCGACUCUCGUGUGAACAAGACUCAUCAGGUUCGAACACAAAUGACAAUGGAGUUUCACGACGUCCACAUCAAAGUCACCAUGUCGUGCUAAAACAGUUUCCUGAAGAGGUCUCAUCAAACUUAACUUUACACCAUGAAGAUAAAUCAUACUUUUCCUCUGAGAUGUCAUUACACCUUAAUGAAAAUGGCACAGCAUCAGCACAAAUAUUGUCUCGACAGACUGUUACAAAUGAACACAACAGAGAUGGAAGAUUGUCACAAUAUUCACACAAUAAUUGCAGCGGAUUUCUACAAAGCCUUCACGUAGAGACUAUACCAGACCUACACAAUGACCGCGUGUCGGAGGCCUCAUGCGAGCACACGUCAGCCGGUGAUUCGACUGAAGAUGAUAAUUCUGAGUCACUACUGGAAGGCAUGACAAUUGACCCGGUGCGUACAGCCUUAUCUUACGCCAGACUCUUAUCUAAUUGUGCCAGUUCAUGUGAAAAUAUAAAUGUUACCCAAGAGGUCAAUGAGUUUGAGGACAACGACAUUAAUGAUCCUUCUAGUUUCCUUCCAGUUUCAAUUAAUCAAAAUGUUGAAAAUACAACCAAGUCAUUGAUUAAUCUAACAGGAAAUACAAAGGAUCUGUGCAAAACUAUAUCUUCUGAAGCUAUGGCACCAAAGAAUCCCAUAAAACAAACACAUAGUCUAGUCCAGGAUAAUCCUUUACAAGCAUCAUCUCCAAUUGGAUUUGUAUCUGGGCGGCAGGAGCAGCUACUGAAGAACACUAUCAUGUUGGAUAACGCCACGGGUGAGGACAUAGCUCCUUCAUCCUCCAAUACCCCAAAUAAUGAAGGUCAAGAAUGCCCUGCUGGUAAUCAAUUACCGAUUUUACAUGAGUAUAAAACAGGCCAACAAUUGAACGAUCUUGUAGGCCAAAACGGUAUUUCAGGCGACCAUACUGUGUCCGUGGUGAGAGAAUUACAAGAUGGAACAAGUGAUGUUACCGUGCCUGAUGUGAACUCACCCCAGCUCUUGGUUCACGAGGAGGGACACCUUCAAACCACAGUACCAAGAGACAACUUACCCGCAAAAGUACAAUUCUUUAAUAUGUUUGUUAAACCACCUGAUGGAGAUGCUCCGCAGGAUAAUAUCUCAGGAACUGGUCAGGAAGACAAUGAGUUACAAGUAGUACCAAUAACUGACAGCAAGCAGCUGCAUGUCGAAACACCUGAAGAUGAUUUACAUAACAGACGCACAUCUACCAAUAAGAUGAAUGACGCAGAAACACCAGGAGACUUGCUGGGAACUAAACAAGUGCAAAAAGGCAAUUUAACUAAAGUUGCGCAACUAAGAAAUACUAUAACCCAACCACCCGUGGCUCGUGUUGCAUUAACUGGCGAUCAUUUGACUAAAGUACCACUUACAGAGCUCACAAAGCAAGACUAUGGCAUAGUUAAUAAGGCCAAUGACCAACCAGCGGAUAUACCAUUAAGUGGCGACGCGCUAGAAGCAACUAUGUCAGUAAUUCAGCUUCCGGAAAUUGCAAUGGCAGAGGAUGAAUUAUGGGAAACAAACAUUCCUGAAGUUAUAAUACCUGAUGAUCAUUUUGAUCAAAUAACUGUACCAUAUUCUCGUAUAAAUGAAAGUGUAGAAAAAUCUAUAAAUGUGAAAAAACCCACACAGGAAAUAUUUAUACCUGAUGUUACUAUGCAAGAUGGCCAACAAGAAGUGCUUGUAAUCGAAGGCACGAUACCUCCGGACUUUACCAUGAUGGAAGAUCAGGGAGUAGAUGAUGAUCCAUCACUACAGCUUUACGCUCUUCCGGAACCCUCCACUGAGGCCAUGCCACUCUUUGAGACGGAAGCAUCGAGGCUUACCAGAGAGGAUACCAGAGAGGAUACCAAAGAGGUGAUCAACCUCGAGUCUGACCCGACAACACGGAAAGUGUCCGCAGACAGAGUUAUUGACUCGUUUUGUAAUGGAGAAGGAUCAGGUGAGGUCUCCAUGCUCGAUAUUGAUUCCUCUGAUCACGAACUUUCUCUAAGUUUAGAUUACGACUCUGAUGAUUUUAUUUGGUGACCUUAAGUCACCGUAACAUAUACUCUUUUGGGUUUUACACAGGCUUAAUUUCUAUAUAAUUUUGGUAUACUGGUAAAUUUAAACAUAAAUAAUAUUGUUUAAUGAAUUUCUAUUAAACUUUGGACGGCUGUUUUUGAAAAUUACUAAAUGGAACAUUAUCUACAACGAAGAUGAGUCUAAUUAGA
Procambarus clarkii (red swamp crayfish) is the source of this 4856-nucleotide messenger RNA. NCBI's taxonomy places the organism in Eukaryota, Metazoa, Arthropoda, Malacostraca, Decapoda, Cambaridae. The record is from RefSeq and is a predicted model, not a curated record.